Molecule: messenger RNA, 714 nt
Organism: Phytophthora sojae
Lineage: Eukaryota; Oomycota; Peronosporomycetes; Peronosporales; Peronosporaceae
Exons: 1
Biological process (GO): protein phosphorylation
Molecular function (GO): protein tyrosine kinase activity; ATP binding
Source: RefSeq, a predicted model, not a curated record
AUGCUCUCGGCGUCGAAGACUGUCGCGGCGAUAUCCACGAUAACGCCGGGUGCACUUCCCCCCUGGUUCCUUCUGGCGACAGAAGUCACCAUUGAGGCGAAAUCAUUCGGUCGUGGACCCCUCGGCUCCGUCUUUCGUGGGGUGUUAUCGUCUACUCCAGUGGUAGUGAAGUUUUUUCGCACUGAUGAUGUGGUAGCUGACGUAGGGAUGCUACUGAAGCUGGAGAAGGAGCUGAAUUUGCUGUACGAGAUGAACCACCCGAACCUCGUGAAGAUACUCGGUGCCUGUCAUGUGAGCUUGCCACCGUUCAUUGUGUACGAAGAUAUUCCAAGUGGCAACCUCAGCUCGUUUCUCGCUCGCUCGGACGAUAACAAGCAGCAGAUGUGGGGGAAGCUCCACCAGGCUGCCAUCGGAUUGGAGUACAUCCACAAGAGAGGCUUGGUGCACGGCGAUCUCAAGCUGAGUAACAUACUGGUGAGUCGGAGUGGCCAGGUCAAGCUGACGGAUUUUGGCUUGAAUGUGUUGCGGGCAUUCUACUCCUCUAGCCAAACUACAUUGCGUUGGAGCUCUCCGGAGUGUUUGAAGCGACGACCGACGUUCGCGUCGGAUGUCUAUUCGUUGGCAAUGUGCAUCGUUGAGGCUGUUACUGGCGAGCCUCCUUUCGCCUUCCUGGGUGACGAUGAUUUCCGUGACUUGCUGAGGAAUGGUGGGGUC